Messenger RNA from Syngnathoides biaculeatus (alligator pipefish), 1365 nucleotides. It is a transcript of the gene acat2, whose product is annotated as acetyl-CoA acetyltransferase 2. The coding region runs from base 120 to 1307 and encodes 395 amino acids. The transcript has 9 exons. Gene Ontology annotation, molecular function: acetyl-CoA C-acetyltransferase activity. The record is from RefSeq and is a predicted model, not a curated record. Lineage: Eukaryota; Metazoa; Chordata; Actinopteri; Syngnathiformes; Syngnathidae. Gene Ontology annotation, biological process: fatty acid beta-oxidation.
UUUCACUUCAAUAACCAGCCUGUGUAGAACAAGAUCCGCUGCUGUUUAGUUGCAGUUUCCACACAACAGGACUUUCCUGUAUCGUAGUGUCGUAUUAAAAACAUCAGCAGACAGCCGACAUGAAUCAAAAUUCUGUUGUCAUCGUCUCCGCCGCGAGGACGCCAAUUGGGUCCUUGAACGGUUCUCUGUCCACGGUGCCUUUGCACGAUCUGUGUUCCGCGGUGAUCAAGGACGUCCUGAAGCGGGCCGCAGUGAAGCCGGAAGACGUGUCCGAGGUCAUCCUGGGCCACGUCCUGACUGCAGGUCACGGUCAGAACCCUGCGCGUCAGGCCAGCGUCGGGGCGGGCAUCCCCUACUCGGUGCCGGCGUGGAGCUGCCAGAUGGUGUGCGGCUCGGGGCUGAAAGCCGUUUGUCUCGGGGCGCAGUCCAUCCAGACCGGGGAGUCCACCGUGGUGGUGGCGGGAGGCAUGGAGAGCAUGAGCAGAGCUCCUCACACGCUGCACAUGAGGGCAGGAGUGAAAAUGGGCGACACCUCCCUGCAGGACUCCAUGGUGGCCGACGGUUUGACCGACGCCUUUCACGGCUACCACAUGGGCGUGACGGCGGAAAAUGUGGCCAAGCAGUGGGGCGUCAGCCGGGAGGCGCAAGACGUGUUCGCCGUUCGGUCGCAAAACAAAGUGGAAGCGGCGCAGAAAGCCGGAUACUUCCUACAGGAGAUUGUCCCAGUCGUGGUUUCGUCCAGAAAAGGAAAGGUGGAAGUAGAAGCGGACGAGUUCCCUCGGCACGGCAGCCACCUUGAGAGCAUGUCCAAGCUGAGGCCGUGCUUCGUGAAAGACAACAGCGGUACCGUCACCGCCGGCAACGCCUCAGGUAUAAAUGAUGGCGCGGCCGCCGUCGUGCUCAUGAGCCAGUCGGAGGCUUCGAGGCGGGGCCUCCAAGCCGCGGGCAGGAUCGCGUCGUGGGCUCAAGCCGGAAUCGACCCGUCUGUCAUGGGCACUGGACCCAUACCUGCCAUCAGGAAAGCGAUUGAAAAGGCAGGUUGGGAACUGGACCAAGUGGAUCUCUUUGAGAUCAACGAGGCUUUCGCUGCACAGUCCAUCGCAGUGAUUAAAGAGCUCGGACUAAAAGAAGAAAAGGUGAACGUACAAGGCGGCGCCAUCUCGCUGGGUCACCCUAUCGGGAUGUCGGGCUGCAGGGUUCUGGUGACGCUGCUGCACGCGCUCCAGAGGACCGGGGGGAGGAAGGGGGUGGCGUCCCUGUGCAUCGGAGGAGGGAUGGGCAUCGCCAUGUGUGUGGAGAGGCCCUGAUGGUUGAACUUUUGAAUGUUGUCCGACGGAAUCGCACUUUUUUUCUUUUUUUUUUAAC